Penicillium waksmanii is the source of this 264-nucleotide messenger RNA. Its product is annotated as NAD(P)-binding protein. Lineage: Eukaryota; Fungi; Ascomycota; Eurotiomycetes; Eurotiales; Aspergillaceae. Bases 1 to 264 code for a protein of 87 amino acids. The transcript is spliced from 2 exons. The record is from RefSeq and is a predicted model, not a curated record.
AUGGCUCGCAUUUUGCUGACUGGCGCCUCCGGCUACAUUGGCGGGGAUGUUCUCCACCUCCUUAAGACCAGUCACCCAGAAUAUGAGUGCAGUAUCUUACUGCGUGAUAGUGGCAAGGCAGCUGCUAUCUCUAAGGUAUUCCCCGAUGUUCGUGUCGUACUGGGGGACCUUGAUGCCGCCGCUUUGAUUGAAGAAGAGGCUGCCAAGGCGGACGUGGUUAUCAGUAAGACUAUCUUUAUUGGUGAAACAGGGACAGGAGGCUGA